ACUAACAAAAUAACAAUCUCUAUUUUCAAAAAUUCAUCGAGUACGUUAAUUAAUUUAAGACAUGGCUGCAUUGGGACGUGACUUUGUGUUUGAGGAUUUCUUUCCGUCUAUGGUGGAGAAACUAGGGUCAGAAGGGUUCUUGAAUGAACUAAAGAACGGGUUCCGGGCAUUGAUGGAUAAGGAGAGGGAAGUGAUCACGUUUGAGAGCUUGAAGAGGAAUUCGGCGUUGUUAGGGUUGGAAGGAAUGAGUGAUGAUGAACUAAUGUGCAUGUUGAGGGAAGGGGAUUUGAAUGGAGAUGAUUGCUUGAAUGAGAAGGAGUUUUGUGUGCUAAUGGUAAGGUUGAGCCCUGAUUUGAUGGAAAAAUCGAGAAUGUGGUUCGCUCAUAGCGUUGAAAACGAUGUGAUGUAGGCUCGUAUUAGCAUGUGCUUUAUUAUGGGCAUUCAUUUUGGAGUAGGAUUAUUAAGCUAUGCUAGCUAGGUCUAUUAGUUUCUAUCAUGUUAUUUUUUUUCCCCCUAUGUAUGUGUCGUCUAGUUUUAUUAGUGAAGUUCAUUGCUAUGGUUCUUUGUUUUUUUUUUGCCAUC
Messenger RNA from Solanum stenotomum, 582 nucleotides. Its product is annotated as calcium-binding protein KRP1-like. The transcript has a single exon. The coding region runs from base 62 to 409 and encodes 115 amino acids. The record is from RefSeq and is a predicted model, not a curated record. Gene Ontology annotation, molecular function: calcium ion binding. NCBI's taxonomy places the organism in Eukaryota, Viridiplantae, Streptophyta, Magnoliopsida, Solanales, Solanaceae.